Molecule: messenger RNA, 1982 nt
Organism: Petromyzon marinus (sea lamprey)
Lineage: Eukaryota; Metazoa; Chordata; Hyperoartia; Petromyzontiformes; Petromyzontidae
Biological process (GO): regulation of transcription by RNA polymerase II
Molecular function (GO): RNA polymerase II cis-regulatory region sequence-specific DNA binding; DNA-binding transcription factor activity, RNA polymerase II-specific
Source: RefSeq, a predicted model, not a curated record
ACACCCGCUUAGUUUUUUAGAUCUGGCACAUUCUAGAUUUGUUUGAUCAAACUUCAGCGGGCUCAGGUUUUGGUCAAAUCUUCGCGGUCCCUAGGUUUAAAGGGGCAGUGCACUGCUGUACGAGUGCCACCGGUAACAACAUCAACAGCAGCGACAGCACCAACGACUGCGACAUCAUCAUUAUCAUCAGUAUCAUCAGGUACAGCAACUACAACAUCAUCUCCAGCACCAUCAACUACAUGAUCAUCAGUAUCAUCAUCAUCAACUACAGUAACAUCAACUAAAGCAUCAUCAGUAUCAUCAUCAGCUACAGUAACAUCAACUACAACAUCACCAUUCCAGCACCAUCAAAUACAACAGCAUCAACGUCAUCAUCUACAGCACCAUCACCUGCAACAUCUCUCUACAGCAACAUCAACUACAACAGCAUUAUCUGCUACAGCACCAUCAACUACAACAUCAUCAUCGACAGCGCCAUCAACAUCAUCAUCUACAGCAACAUAAACUACAACAUCAUAAUCUACAGCACCAUCAACUGCAACAUCUCUCUACAGCACCAUCAACUACAACAGCAUUAUCUGCUACAGCACCAUCAACUACAACAUCAUCAUCAUCUACGGAAACAUCGUCAACUACAACAACAUCAUAAUCGGUGUCAUCAUCAGCGACAUCGAUCGAUAUCAACGACAACAGCAAGAAGAGAAUCGCCAUCAUCAGCGACACGAUCUGGGAUGGCGUGUGCAGUGGCCACCCCGGUGCUGGAGUCGAGCGGGGACUUCCCGGCAUGGCUGGAGGCGCAGGGCGUGAAUGCGGAGGUGGCCCGGGCCAUGGACUCGGAGCUGGGCAUCCGGGACUACGGGGUCCUGCGCGCCUGCGUCAGGGACGGCCUCGUGCGGGCCGAGCUGCUGGCCACGGCGCGCGACCGCCUGCCCUUCGGCUUCUACGCCGUGCUACGGCAGGUGGUGAAGGCCCUGCAGGAUGCCGAGCACCACGACGCCGGGACGCCGUGCUGGGACGACGCCACCGCUUCCUCCCCUGGCGACGUGACCCUGGGAGGCCUGGUGGACGUGCUGCUCGCGCUGUUCAGCGGCUUAAGCCGGGAGCUGCUGUUGUCCGUGCAGAGGCUGGGAGACAUUGAUAACACCGGAAUGUGCGCUGUUGGCUCCCCUUCAGCCAAACCGGUCGUCUCCCCUGAGAACAGUGUGAUGAAUGAAAUUGACGAUUACACACUGAAUGACGAGGAUGGCGAGAAAUUGAUUCCAGACAUGGGAGAUUCGAACGCUGUGGAUGAAUCAUCUACAAUUAAGACGGAGGCCCUUGAAGGUGCUAGUGGCAUUGAAGAAAAUUCGGGGUUCAUCGUGCAAGACGUCGUUUCACUACAAGGGAUGGGACUGAACUUCGCAAACUCCGAAAAAGUUGCUUCGUGUUCACGGCUGCAGCAGUAUCACAAUCGGCAGAGGACUGGAAGUGAAAUACGUACGUAUAAUAAUUCUGCAAAAACUGAACACUAUCACGGGCGACAAGAACCACCAAACGCCAUUGAGGAUUUGCCUAGCAGUCGGCAGGAUCCUGCUGUUGAAGAGGCCGACCGAUCAGUUAACCAGCUGGACACGUUAAGGUCGCUGGAAGCGAACGGGAAUGUUAACUUGGUGAACAAGCCAUACGAGUGCAUGGUGUGCAAGAAGAGCUUUGCGUGGCUCUCACUUCUUAAAUAUCACCAUCGCAUACACACGGGAGAGAAGCCGUUCCGCUGCAAGAUGUGCAACCGGUCCUUUGCGCAGUCUUGCAAUCUGAAGGUCCACGAGCGCACGCACACGGGGCAGAAGCCCUACCGUUGUGAUAUUUGCAACAGCAGCUUUUCGCGCAGUCAUCACUUAAAAGGUCACCAGCGCACGCACAAGCCUUGAGCAGAAAUAGUGGUACAAGAAAUACGAUUGUUGAUUUGUGCAUAAUUGAUUUGUGCUACUGGACAUCUGUGAAAA